AUGCCUUCCGCCACAGGCACGAAGCGCGUGAGGGGUGUCUCUAUCUUCAGGCCCUUUGUAUUCGGCAGCGAAGCUCAACCCUUCGACCCAGCCAAGAAACCCCCCAACGCCCCCACCGACCACACGCAUCAGUGGCGCGUCUACGUGAAAGGCGUCAACGAUGAAGACAUCUCCUACUGGCUAAAGAAGGUUCAAUUCAAGCUGCACGAGACAUACGCCCAGAACAUCCGUACCAUCGAACAGCCCCCGUUCGAGGUAACGGAAACAGGAUGGGGUGAAUUCGAGAUCCAGAUCAAACUCUACUUCGUACCGGAGUCGAUGGAGAAACCUCAGACUCUCUGGCACAGUCUCAAAUUGCACCCGUACGGGCCAGAUGCGGAAGCCAUGAAGGAGCGACGAGACCAAGUUAUCAGCCAGAACUAUGAGGAGAUUGUCUUCAACGAACCUGUGGAGCAAUUCCAUGAGCUGCUUACGGGGGGUGCUCCGUCGGCGCAACCGCAGAAAGGAAAGGGGGGGAAGAACACUAAGCAAAGCGGUCAGCGCAAUGUCAGGACGGCGGAGAUCCCUCCGAAUGACUCUCCGGGGAACCCUUAUAGUAAAGCAACCGAGAACAAGGAAUUAGAUCGCUUGGGGGAGGCUAGCAGGACGGUGGAUCAGAUGAUUAGGGAGGAGAAGGAGCGACUUAUUGAGCGUGAGAAGAGGCUAACUGAACUGCGCGAGAGUGAAGGAGUGCCCGCCAACACGAAGAAGCGUUAA
Messenger RNA from Aspergillus bombycis, 756 nucleotides. It is a transcript of the gene yaf9, whose product is annotated as YEATS domain-containing protein YAF9. Bases 1 to 756 code for a protein of 251 amino acids. NCBI's taxonomy places the organism in Eukaryota, Fungi, Ascomycota, Eurotiomycetes, Eurotiales, Aspergillaceae. Gene Ontology annotation, biological process: regulation of DNA-templated transcription. The transcript is spliced from 3 exons. The record is from RefSeq and is a predicted model, not a curated record.